Messenger RNA from Cloeon dipterum, 3084 nucleotides. RefSeq lists its product as uncharacterized. Gene Ontology annotation, molecular function: signaling receptor activity; odorant binding. NCBI's taxonomy places the organism in Eukaryota, Metazoa, Arthropoda, Insecta, Ephemeroptera, Baetidae. Bases 52 to 2898 code for a protein of 948 amino acids. The transcript is spliced from 29 exons. The record is from RefSeq and is a predicted model, not a curated record.
UGAUUUUAACGCAGCGCUCUCAAAGUGAGAGUGUGUUAUUGAGCUUCAAAAAUGAGGCAGAUCUUGCACAUCGCGCUCGUCGUAUUUUUUUUAAUUAUUUAUAUCUUCCCAGACUGCAAUGGACGGAGAAGUUUACAGGGUAGCAAGGUCAUGCGAAGGAAAACAAUAAUAAAAUGCUGCGGGAAAAAAAGUUGCCUUUCCGUAAGAAGGAAAACCCACCCGCGGAACAUCACCAGGGAAACGACUGUUUUCAGCUCAAAACAAAGUCCAUUUGAAGUCCAGAAGACGACUGAAACGAGUGAUGAUGUGGAAAUUGAACUAGGAAUGACUGAUGAAACAACGCAAAUUGACCCUGGUGCUGGCGUUGAAAUUACCACCAAUGUGCAAGAGAAUUUGAAACAAGAUGUUACUGCAGAUUCUGCGACAACACCAGAAGUAUCGAAAAUUCCAAUCUCCAAGGAAGCAACAAGCACCACAGAAAAACCCUUGCCUGAUGGGAUACCAAGUUGCGGGCAACCCUUACUCGAUAGUUGUCAAACACAGGGGAAAGUUUUGCAAAUGCAGUUGGGUACAGAUUCAACUGAAGGGAGGUAUCUAAAAUCAUUCGGAAGGAAAUAUUUCAUCAGCAAUCUAAAAUUGAAUGUGACGACGGCUAAAAGAGUGUGCUGUGCUCAGAAAAUGCAGCUCUUAAGCAUCACGUCUGCCUCAGAGCAUCAAUAUGUGGCUUCACUGAAUGACGUUUUGAAACAAUCGGCAAUGACAUACUGGACAAGUGGAACUGUUGGGAAAGGAGGGAGCUUUUGGUGCUCAUCGGAACAACUGGUUCCGAUUCCAAAUAAUUUGAACUGGCUGCAAAAAAACGCUUCCAAUCCAAAUUCGGAAUUUUGUCUGACAUUUGAAAUGAACGUUGGUGAUGCCUCGAAGAGCGGUCUCAAGUUUGCAGAUUGCAAUGCGGAAAAACUCUUCAUUUGCGAGACAACUGAACCAACAUGCCCAACCCCAGCAAUCUCUAAAAAUACCGCCAUGUUUGAUGAGGACGGCAAUAUUUUAACUCCACAAGUACAUGGUAUAUGGGAAAACGGCGCAAAUGCCACGUUUCUCUUUGGAUUUUCCCUGGCCACUUGGUCUGAAACUUGGAAAGAAUGCUCAAAAUUUGGCAUGAUGCCUCUGUCAUUUUCUUCAAAAAUUGAAUUAGACUUUGUUUUCGAUCUUCUCGGAGGUUGGGGCAGCAGCAUUAAUUACUGGACCGCUGGCACUCGAGAGGACUACGCGACGAAGGGUCCAGUAUGGUGUACAGAUCGAGCAGAAAUUAACAAGGCUGUCGUUCAUGUGCAAAACGCCGCUAACGAGUCGAUAAUGGGAAAAUUCGAUUGCAUUGCAUUUUUGGUCAAAAAAAUCGCUACAAAUGUUUUGAUUACGUUUGACGGAUCAUUCGAUUUUCGGAAUUGUAGUAUUAGACAAUUUCUAGCCUGCAAAGGCCCUCUGACACCAAAACCAUCUUUCUUUAGACAGACGUGCCCUAGAAACAUUGCAAGAAAUUUAUCUCUAUUCAACUUAUCAACAGGAUUUUUAAACGAACCAUCUUCGUUUGGUCAAUGGGUGUCAAAAUGCAACAAAUUCUUUGUUAUUGCGGAUCCGACGACGGAUCAGACCAAUGAAACAGUGAAAAUCACUUGGGACGAGGCCCGCAAAAGGUGUAAUAGCAUCGGGUUCAGGCUGAUCAGUUUCGACUCCAGGGAAAAGUUCGAUUGUCUCGUGAACGUGUCUCAAAACAAUCUGGCGCCCUUCUGGACCUCUGGCGCCUAUCUCGACUGCAAAAGCAGCACGAAGUACGUGUGGUGCGGCAGUAACCGCAACCUCAACAUGAACGACGUCGUUUGGGACAAAAAUCAGCCUCCGCAAUCCGCAACUAAAACUUGCAUUAGCGGAGUCUUCAAUUUGCAAACGGGCGUUUCCCUUCAGGCAGUCGACUGCGAUUCUAGUUUGUCAUUUAUUUGCGAGGCUGAUAAUACUGAAGGCCAUAGUUUGGCCUACGCAAAGUACGAGCAGUGCCAGAUACUUUUACAAGUGUCAAAAGCUGAAGUGGACUCUCUUUUCUUAGGCCUAAGUUUGUCUUCGAAACUUAAAUGCUACAUGAGAUGCUUGGGCGAGAGUUUAAGUUUGAUCGACUCCAACGGGAGGAUUGUCGAUUUAGCAAUCAUCAAUCUCAUUCAAUCAGUGGUCAUGAGCGUGGAGCAAGUGGAAAAAAGCUUUGACAUACUUAACAUUUGCAAAAAUCUUAGCGGAGCUGAUGCAUGUGAAUCGGAGGCCCGCAUAUUCGAGUGUGGAAUGCAGAGAGCCCCAGACAAAAUAUAUGCCAUGGUCACCUACUCCGUAACUGAUUUUCAGACGGCGCCAUUAAUUGGAUAUCCAAAUGAUUCUUGUCCCUAUGACGUGUCAACAUGCACUUUAAAUGCUACUGCUGCUGAUAAUGUUGCAAACAACAAGACGGUUGAUGGAAUGCUCUAUUUUGUUGAGGCGUGCGGGAAAAAGUACCAGGUGUCAGAAGAAUCUAAGAAUUAUGCUGACGCUGCUCGCAAGUGUUGCGAAAUGGGCAUGACUCACGCAUAUUUCAACUCUUACGAUGAUUUUAAGUGUUUCUUAGCUGCAGAUGAAGCCUUGAGCAAAUCGAGGGCUGGAAAGCAGUACAGUGUUUCAGUCUAUGCGGGCCGAUCGUUGCCCAUUUUUACCUGGUGUCCAAGCAAGGUUCCGGUGGAAAUCGGUUUCAAGUGGGGCAGACAACUGAAUGCUCUGGUUAACAAGUGCGCCUAUAUUGGAUGCAACAACACUUUCUUCCUUGAGCCGCUCGUCCCAGUCGCCUGUGACACCGAGAUGCAAUUUAUUUGCAUGAGCGUGUAGCACAAUUUUCACAAUAUUUGCUUCAAAUAAUUGGAAGAGUAUGAAAAAGAAAUAUUUUACUUUAGUGUUCUUAUCUGACAUUUAUGCGAUGAUUUUCGACUCGUUUUAUGCACGACAUAUUUUGUUUUCAACUUAUAUAUUAAUACAAAUAGUCUUGGAACUCUUGAAUAAAAACUUUUGAAUGAC